This is a messenger RNA of Sceloporus undulatus (fence lizard), 5335 nucleotides long. It is a transcript of the gene BACH1, whose product is annotated as BTB domain and CNC homolog 1. The record is from RefSeq and is a predicted model, not a curated record. The coding region runs from base 193 to 2475 and encodes 760 amino acids. Gene Ontology annotation, biological process: regulation of transcription by RNA polymerase II. Gene Ontology annotation, molecular function: protein binding; DNA-binding transcription factor activity, RNA polymerase II-specific; RNA polymerase II cis-regulatory region sequence-specific DNA binding. The transcript has 5 exons. NCBI's taxonomy places the organism in Eukaryota, Metazoa, Chordata, Lepidosauria, Squamata, Phrynosomatidae.
GCUGGCUUGUUCUGACCUCAGAGGGAGUGACUUUCAGCAGUGGAGGGCAGGUGGCACAGUGGGAUGCAUUGUAAACAGCUGCCCACCGUUACUUCAUAGGGCUCUGGAUUUUCAUGGAAGAUCUUGAGAAAAAAGUGUGAAGACUAGAAGCAUGCUUCCCUCUGAGACCUUCAUCAACAUUUGUGAUACAGAAUGCCUUUAAGCGAAAGGAACAGUGUUGUUUUUGCUUAUGAGUCUUCAGUGCACAGUUCCAAUGUCCUGUUGAAUCUUAAUGAACAGAGAAAGCAAGAUCUGUUAUGUGAUGUUACCAUCUUAGUGGAAGAUCAACGAUUUCGGGCCCAUCGCUCUGUGCUUGCAGCCUGCAGCUUCUAUUUUCGUUCGAGAAUUGUGGGUCAGUUGGAACGAAAUCUUAUCAUUACUUUACCUGAAGAAGUCACCCUGAAAGGAUUUGACCCUUUGCUUCAGUUUGCAUAUACUUCUAAACUUAUUUUGGACAAAGAUAAUGUGGCUGAAGUGUGCAAGUGUGCUGAGUUCUUGGGAAUACACGACAUUGAAGAAUCUUGCUUUCAGUUUCUCAAAUUCAGAUUUCUGGACAAUAAACCAGACCAGCAGGAAUACCAAAAAAAGAAAUGUUGUGAACCACAUUGUCAGAAGGAGUACCGUAAAAUAGAUGUGGCAGAUGAUGGGGAUUUAGAAAUAAAUGAUGGAAAUAUUUUGCAAAAUGACUGUAUCCAGAACUCUCAGCUGAAGGCCUCCGAAGGAGAACAAAAUGCAGAGGUUCCCCUUCUGCAAGAUUAUACUAAUAAAACAUGUGAGUCUGUAGCAGAAAGGGGACUUGUCUUUGGUUUAGAAACCCAGUGUCCCAAAUAUAGGAAGUUCCAAAAAGCUUUAGGAAGUGAUAAAGUCCCAGUUGUGGAGUCCAGUCCAAACAUUAAAGAAGUUCAGGUAACAUCUGCUGCAACCAUUCAUCAGACUGACCCAAAUACCAGUGGUGCUAUACAAAAACCCCUUGAAUGUGUAGCUGUGCAUCAAGAUUCAAAAUGUGCUGAUGCUCAAAUAAAAAUGGAAGAUGAUGGGAAACAAGAGUUCUUGAAAGAGACAAUUUCUGUAUUCCAAAGCAUUGACUCUUCAUCAGAGAAAAUGGAUUGUGCUUUUGAGCCCCAUAGUUCUUCUGCUGCCACUCAUGGACUUUAUCCUCCUCCUUUCUUAAAUCCCUAUGAUCAAUUCUGUAUGCAGGGAGGUAUGCAGAGCACUUCAGAGGUAGCAGAAAAAAAUGGCAUUGUUACCAGCAAUUUUGGAGAUUGCAAGCCUGUUGGUGAAUGUACUGAUGAGACCUCACCUUUGAAAUCUCACUUGUGUGACAAAGAAAAUAUUAACAGUACUUCACCUAACAAUCGCAGCAGUGUGGAGAGGGAGAUAGCAGAACAACUAGCAAAAGGAUUUUGGAGUGAUGUUUACAGCACAGAUACAGCCUGUCCAGUAAACCUGUCUCCUGCCUCUGUGAAAGAAUUUUCAGAGCAGGACUGUUCUGAAAAGAAAAGUGAAUGCCCCUGGUUAGGUAUCCGGAUCAGUGACAGUCCUGAGCCUGGUCCUCCAAGAACUUUUGCGACUUUGAGCUCUGUCACUUGCCCUUUCAUCAGUAAUCUCAAUAAUGAAAAUGGUACUGAGACUAAUAGUGGAGACUGUGUUUCAGAACCACAACCUGAACAGUGUCCUUACGAAUGUGUAGUAAACUUGGAAGAAGAUUCUGAAACUGAUACUGAGGGAGACAGUGAAUCCUGUUCUGCCAGAGAACAAGAAUGUGAGGUAAAGCUGCCAUUGAAUCCACAGAAAAUAAUUUCACUUUCUAGAAAUGACUUUCAGUCUUUUCUGAAAAUGCACAAAUUGACACCUGAAGAGCUGGAUUGUAUCCAUGAUAUUAGAAGACGAAGUAAAAAUAGAAUUGCGGCACAGCGCUGUCGGAAGCGAAAGCUAGACUGCAUUCAAAACCUUGAAUGUGAAAUAGAGAAACUGCAAAAUGAAAAAGAGAACUUGCUGAAGGAGAAAGAGCACAUCUUGUCAACACUGGUUGAGACAAAGCAGAAUCUGACAGGACUUUGUCAACAAGUAUGCAAGGAAGCAGCAUUGAGUCAUGAGCAAAUACAGAUUCUUGCAAAAUACUCAGCCUCAGAUUGCCCACUUUCAUGUUUUAUCCCAGAGAGGAAACAACCAGCGCCUUCUGAUGCCAUGCCUGCAGUGCCACUGUGUGUUGAAUUAUCUGCUGGUUUUUCUGUUGUAUCUCCCAAUGAACAGAGUUCCACCUAUCAGCAUAUAAAAGGAGCAUCUGAUGCAGGAUUUGAUCAGGUGCAAGAAUUGUGUCCAGUUCCUGUAAGAAUAGCUGACAAAACAUUGUGUUUGGAGCAGUGUGUGAAAAGUGGUAGUGGUAUCACAGAUUUUUGUCAACAAAUGACUGACAAAUGCACUACAGAUGAAUAAUCUUUUUGUUCAACUCAGCCUAGCAGGAUUGAAGCACUGGCCAUUGAGUAGAUAGGUAGAAUUUUCCAUAAAGUGUAGCUGUAUUAAUUUGUUUGUAUCUAUUCAUCAUCUUCCUUCAAACCUAAAUGUAUUUGUGGGCCUUUAUUUUAAGGAGGAUGUAAAGAUAUAUCAAAAUCAAUAUUGUGGUAAUACCUUCAUUAGGCCUUUAUUACCUUUGCUACCUUUAUAAAGGUAGUUUUAUUAUAAAAUACCUUUAUUAAGUUUGUAACAUGCCUUAUCAGAAACAAAAGGGAAUUCCUGAAGCUUAGAUACUUCAAGCUGCCAAUGCAUUAAAAAGUGAAAUAACUGGAACAAACCUUUCAUGUAUUCAGUUCUCUUACAAUUCUGGGUUAGGUGUGUUAAAAACAAAUAAACGUGAUAAAAUCACAAAACCUUUAAAACUCUCAUCCUGGAAAUGUGAGGUCACUGCAUUUGAGACCAUGCCCAUUCUUUACAGCUUUUCUGCCCUUCUGUGGUCUUACAUGGUUCUGCUUAAUCAUGGAAAUUUGUGCUUCCUGUUUCAAAAUUGAAAGGCAGUUGUCAUAAGGAGAAUUCAAAUGAUCAAGUCUUCUUGAAGGAUUUCAGAUGUUACCCUUAAUUGUGGGACCAGUUCACUUUUAUUUGAAACCUAAUAUUUAAAGUAGAUACUUUUAUGGAUAAACCUAACAAUUCAUACUCAGUUUUCAAUGGCUUGUACUUCUGUUAUUAUUAUUUUUAAUAGAAAUGAGCCACUGGAACUGGAAUAUACCAUUCAUAUUGAUUCUUCAGCAAUUUUAGCUAUUAAAAUAAGUAAAUAUAUGAUUUUACUGUAGCCUGUUCUGCAUUGUAGUAAUUACAGAAAAUCCAUACUAACUGUUCUUAACAGAAGCUUUAUCUACUGAACCUCAAACACUUUUGCUGGUUUACAAAAUGUAAAAGCCAAUGGAAUUCUUCAUUUCCUACCUCAGUACAGAUAUCAGUUUUAUAUCUGUGUUUGGAAUAUGAUCUUUCUGUAAUUAUUGUUUACUUUGCAGAAUUUUAGAAUUAUAAAUUCCUAUCUCCUCUAAAAUGCAAAAAUAUUGAUUAAGCUCACAAUGAUUUAACUUUUAAAAAGGUAAGUUUGUGUUUAGUAAAUGUAAUGAAACAUACAUGGUGAAUAUUUGGCCAAAUACAUCAUCUGAACAGUACUUGUAAUAGCCAGCACGUAUUACAAAAACCUACACUACCUCAUAGAGUGAUUUCAAGAUCAUUCAAAGCUGCAGUGAUAUUCAAAUACUUGUCACAAAUUAGCAUUACGAAUUACAGUGUACAGACUUUUGACUUCAUUGUGGAAGUUCCUUUCUUAGUUCAUGUGGUUUCUUCUGCUUGUGUUCAUUUUUCUAAUGAUAAUGUAGGGAAGGAUUCUUAAUACAAAUUUAGGUGGCUUUUUGUUAUGUGCAUUUAACAAGGGCAUAUAGUUCUUUUCUAGGAGUCAAUGCUUUGUCUUUCCUACUGAUCUAUCUUGUUCUUUUAGGACAAAUCAGUUUGCAGUGCCAAAUUUGUUCAGGCAUAUAAUGCAAGCAUCUAUACCAGGGUUGGAGAACCCAUGAUCCUCCAUAUGUUGCUGGAUUCCCAAUUUUCAUCAUCUCCAACCAGCUUGUAGGUGGUGAAGAUUGAUGGGCACAGUAGUUCAUCAGCAUCUGAAGGGCCACAGUUUCCCCACUGCUUGUGUGUACCCUGAAUAGAUAGUUUAAUUUUAUCUUGAAAGGUGUAACAUUGACAUAAUAGCUUAUGAAAAUCAUAGGUAUCAACAUUUUGCAUUCUGAUUAUAUCUUCAGGAACUGGAUUUUCUGCCUAUUAUAUGGUUGAGAGUGAGGCGGUCCUCCAGAUGUUAUAAGACUGCAACUCUCAUCCCUCUUCAUUGGCUGUUCUUAUUAAAUCUGAUGGGAGUUAUAGGACUGCAGCUCUCAUCCCUCUUCAUUGACUGUUCUUAUUAGAGCUGAUGGGAGUUGUACUUCAACAAUAUCUGGAGGGCAAUGCAUUUGCCACCUGUGUUUUGUAGACUGGCUAGUGCUAAGGUUGAAACAGUCUCAUUCAGGCUUCUGUUUCACAGAGUUAAACAAUAAGACAUGGAAGACUGGAUCACUGCCCAGGAGAAUAAUAAAAAGGAAGCCUGUAUGGUAAUUGUGCAGUUGCUUAAUAAAUGUAUUGCCUCUGAAUUGGAAUCCUCAUUUCAAUUCACAUUCUUAUAGGAAUUGUUAAAUAUGCCUAGUUUUUAGAUCUGAUGGUGGGGUUGUAUGGGGGAUUGAGGUGGCUUAAUGCUCAUUCAGCUACCUCUAGAGAAGUAUGUACAGUGAUGUUUCAGGUUGCAUGUAAACACUGAAAGGCUAGAUCAUCAGCUUGCAAAUAUUAUGAAUGAAUUGCGAACAUCAAUGACAAUUUUAAUAUACAAGAAUCUCAGGUAAAACUUGUGUUUUUCAAUUUCAGCUAAGAACAUUUGGUUUUGAACAUAUACAAUAUUUGCAUUAAGGCAUGUAAAAGUAGUUUUAAAUAUUUGGGGCAGAACAUUAGAAGUCCUAACAAUAAAUCAGCAUAAAGAUUGUAAAAAAAGAGUCCCCUGAACUAAUUAGAAUUGAUUUUAUAUCUUUCAUAGUGCAGUGUUUUCUAAUGCAAUAAAAACCACUAUCCUUUCUAAGAAGGUCCUCAUUUUUGUAAAAGUUUGGCAUUGUACAAUUGAUGCAUACCAGUUGAUUCAUUUAGUACUACUAAAGCUGAACUCUGGAAAUAACAUUAUUUAUACAGUUUAUAUAAUAUAUUAAAACAGCAAAUAUUACUGAAUUGGAAUAAAACAUCUAAAACCAUA